AUGUCCUCAAAGGCCAACAAACCGUCAGGCAGAAAGCUCAGCCAACUGACAGAAAAGGAAAACGAAUUCAUCAAGGCUAUGUUUGACAAUAGGACUCAGCGCCCUGACGCCGACUGGGACAAGGUUGCCGACGACCUGGGGCUGGCAAAUGCCAAAUGCGCCAAAGAGCGUUUCCGCCAGAUGAGCAAAAAGCACGGAUGGGGCAGUGGCUCCGAAGCCAGUCCCUCCAAAACCAGGGUCAGCAAACCGGUCUCGAAUCAGCCUAGGAAGGCCAGAGAACGCCCACGCAAGUCCAAGACUUCUUACACAGAUAUGUUUUCGGACUCGGCGGACUCCAAUGGAGAGCCCGAUAAUAUCAAGACCACUGAAUCCGAUGACGAGGAUGCCGAGGCAGAACUCGAUCUCGUAAAGAAUAAAACUGGGGUGAACCAAACGACACCUACUAGAAAGUCCAAUGUCGCUCCUGCAGAGUCCAGCGAGCCACUCAUUUUCCCGGUCCCUGACAAUAUCGAGGCCUUUGCCCCGUAUGAGGAAUCCGAGUUGGACGAAGACGAUAUUGCCCGGUGGGCCGAUGAGUUCUGA
This is a messenger RNA of Sodiomyces alkalinus F11, 582 nucleotides long. RefSeq lists its product as hypothetical. Lineage: Eukaryota; Fungi; Ascomycota; Sordariomycetes; Glomerellales; Plectosphaerellaceae. The transcript has 2 exons. The record is from RefSeq and is a predicted model, not a curated record. The coding region runs from base 1 to 582 and encodes 193 amino acids.